AUGCCGAGGAGAAGCCGUCGGGGGUCGUCUGCCGAGCAGCGGGGAGACCGCUCCCGCAGCUCCCGCGCCGAGCUGGCCUUCUCCGUGAGCCACGUGGAGCGCCUGCUGCGGGAGGGCCGCUACGCCCAGCGCCUGAGCGCAUCCGCCCCGGUCUUCCUCGCGGCCGUCCUCCAGUACCUGACGGCCACCGUGCUGGAGCUGGCGGGCAGCGAGGCCCAGAACAGAGGCCUCACGCGCAUCACCCCCGAGCUGCUGGACAUGGCGGUGCACAACAACGCGCUGCUCAGCCCCCUCUUCGGGGCCACCACCAUCUCCCAGGUGGCCCCGGGCCCCCACUAG
Messenger RNA from Talpa occidentalis (Iberian mole), 339 nucleotides. RefSeq names its product histone H2A-Bbd type 2/3-like. The transcript has a single exon. The coding region runs from base 1 to 339 and encodes 112 amino acids. The record is from RefSeq and is a predicted model, not a curated record. Gene Ontology annotation, molecular function: structural constituent of chromatin; protein heterodimerization activity; DNA binding. Gene Ontology annotation, cellular component: nucleosome. Lineage: Eukaryota; Metazoa; Chordata; Mammalia; Eulipotyphla; Talpidae.